Talaromyces proteolyticus is the source of this 1986-nucleotide messenger RNA. RefSeq lists its product as uncharacterized. The record is from RefSeq and is a predicted model, not a curated record. The coding region runs from base 429 to 1625 and encodes 398 amino acids. The transcript has a single exon. NCBI's taxonomy places the organism in Eukaryota, Fungi, Ascomycota, Eurotiomycetes, Eurotiales, Trichocomaceae.
CCUCGUCCUCUCCCCUCCUCUCCACUUGUUCUUCCCUUUUAUCCUGAGUCUUUUCCACUUCCUCUUGCCAUACGACGCGAUCACAACCUGUGCAGUCAUCCGCGCUGGAGUGCAAUCCAUUCGCGCGUCGUGCCUGCGCUUUGGAGUCCAUCUCUCGCCCGCCAACUUAGUUCUACUGCAACCCGGUCAUAGUUACUGUUGCCUAGCUUUCUUACACUCUUUCCAUUAAAACCUCUUUCUCUACCAAUAUCUGAUCUUAUAUCAUCCACUUAUUGUAUUAUUGGGAUUCUCUGAUAAGAAAUUCCACUUCCAAGACAACCCAUUCGCAACCAGGCUUGCCAAAGGGCGAUUCUUCCCUUGAUGCAUCAAAGCACUUGACGCUUUUCCUAUUCAAAAGUCACAACAAUAAGUACCGUUUAGCAACCACAAUGUUCAGCUCAUUUAAUCGUCUUCCACUGGAGGUGUGGAUUAUUAUACUUCGAUACGCGCCAGAUCUUUCAACGAUAUACAAAUUUAUCUGUGCUUCCGCAAAUGCAAAUACAGCUUUUAACAUCGACUCAUCUUAUAUUUUAGAUGCUGCGAUAGAGCGCUCAAUCCCAGAAUUUAAGCAUGAAGCUCGUAUAGUUGCUAUUAUAGGCACAUUGUUAACAUCCUCAAAUUUCACCUUGGAAAGCCUAAUUCAUAGGUACAAAAAUCUCCCGAAAGAAGUUCUUUUCACAGCUCCAGCAUAUUGUGCGUUUAUGAAUGGAACACCGGGUCCUCGCUACCUGGUGUUAACAGCAUAUCGUAUAGAGACCCUUCAACACAUAUGCUUUGUCUCGCUUCUCCAUAACAUCCAUGAGGCUUUAUGGCCCAUUCUGCCUAAUACAGAGACUCAUAAUUACUCUAUUAAAAAUUCUAAGGCUGGGAUUGAUUUCCAGGCUGUUGCAUGGUGGUCUUUGUCCAGGGUUGAAAAGACGCGAAUUAUGCGGGCAUAUUGGAAUCUAAUUAUUUAUUGGAAUAUCCAGGAAAUCUGUCCCGAUCUAACAACAGAUGAUUAUGACUUUUCUAAAUACAGGGCAACAAUUAAGCGAAUCGAUCCAUAUUUUAGACCGUAUUCAUUCAAGAGGUUUUCGACGAAUCCAGUUGAAGAGAUGAAGUGUGUACUAGGUGCUACUCGUGAUUUCUUGAGCUUUCCCCAUGAUUCGCGCUUAUUUACUCCAUUUACGAGUCGCCAGUCUUCUAAAUUCGGGCUUGAGAAAUGGGUAUUUGCUACUGUUUUCGAAGAGAACCCGUGCUGGAGGUUUGAAGAACGAAAGCAGAUCGGGGCACGCAGAGUUGGAUUUCAUCUCAUAGCUUGUUUGAAGAGAAGGGAUAAACUUCCCAAGGACUUUUCUUCGGGUCAUUCAAAACCGAAACUGGGCGACGACGAUCAAUUUAUAGACUACCUUGGUAUCUGCAUCUGGGACGACCAACGACUUAGCUGGGUUGCACUAGGAUCUGGAUUCUAUCUGAGAAGUUCCCAGAUCCGUGCCUGGACUCUUGCCCAGAAUCGUGCCUGGACUCGUUCUAAGGCUGUGCUUAUGGAUGGCAGAGAGAGGCUGAUAGAUGUAGGUCUAAAACAGACAUGCGGCGAAAUUCACUGAGGAAAUAAGUAUUUCAUGACAAGCCUUGGAAGCUAUGCACUGGGAACUAGGCGAGCUAGAAAAUGUUGGUCACGCUGGCGUUACCCCAGAAUAUCUAUUCCCUCUCUGCGACGAAAGAUUUAUAUUGUUUUUCCUCGGCCUUGGCUCAUUUAAGAGCCCAACUAACUGAAAUCUGCUCAAAAUGAUUUUUUUAGUGAAGCCAGUCAUUAGAACCUACUACUCUCCUUAAUCCAUGGGAAGUGUGAUGGGAGUGUUGAAUAUUCCUCUAUCUGAUGCGGUCAGCUUCUACGAGGCACAUGACUCAAAGCCACUGUCCACCCUCAGUCUGUAGAAUACCUACCUAAGGAACUCAAUAAAAAUC